This is a messenger RNA of Darwinula stevensoni, 1077 nucleotides long. The record is from the annotation of a GenBank genome assembly. NCBI's taxonomy places the organism in Eukaryota, Metazoa, Arthropoda, Ostracoda, Podocopida, Darwinulidae.
AUGAAGCUCCCUAGGGGAGUCCUUGGGCUCAUCUCAUUCCAAGCCAUCAGAAUCGACAACACCAACGUAGAAACCGUCCAUCCGUCGGCCAUCCUGGCGUCGAACGACCGACUUUUGGUGCUGGAAAUCCAGAACAGCCGCCUGAAGGAGUUUCCAUCCCACAUCCUCCCCCAACUGCCCAACCUCUUGACGCUCAACCUCCGGAACAACUCCCUAACCGUCCUCCCGGCUGUCGAGAGCUUCAACCUCCGAGUGCUCCAUCUCCCGUUCAAUAACAUCGCGAGAGUCGAAGAGGAUGGAUGGGACACUCCCAACUUGAGGGUGUUGGACGUCGGUAUGAAUCCCUCAUUGGAAUUCCCCUUUGGAGUGCUGAAGAAUAUGGAGAUGCUGGAGCGCUUUUGGUGUCCAAGGUGCAAUCUGGGACCAACACUUUCGACUGGAUUGCUUCAAUUCAAUAGCCAGACUUUAAAGACGGUGGGGCUCAGCGAGAACAAAAUCGCAAGAAUAGAGCCGGACGCCAUCACAGGUCUCACCCUGGACACGGAAGUUUUUCUAAAUGGGAACAAUAUAUCCAAAUUGUCAGAGGAGGUAUUUCGUCCUAUGCUGGAGCUCCUUUCACAGGAAAAUCCCAUCGGGUGUGAUUGUGCUUUGGAUUGGCUUGUUUCGGACUCGAAGAUCCUUAAGAGUGUUCGUGGAACUUGUGGGGAUGGAACAGACUUUGGAAGCCUGACUUCGAAUUGUGGCACCUGUCCUCAUGAGUGCGUCAGCCGCGAAGAAGCGUCUUCCUGCGAGCCAGGAACAGUGAUCACCACGAACGUGGACAACUGUCAGUCUAGUGAACUCUGCUGCCAGCGGAUGGCUCCAGAAGCAAAUACCACGUCCUCUCCAGCGACCGAUGCAGCGAGCCUGUCAUGCCCAGUCGAUAGUGGUUAUUCGUGCCUAGAUACAGCAUUUGCUGCUAUCUGCGAUCUGGACACCCUCUUACCCCUCGCCUGUUCCUCGGAGAAUCGACUGUGUUGCAAGAUUUCAAUUGGUGGCGAAAGGACGACAACAAUUUUAGCUUCUGAGAAUUCUUAA